AUGGGAAAACGGAAGCUGAAGAGAUCAUCAGAGCUACGGAACAAUAAAAGAAGAAAAGAAGAAGACGCAAAACUUCAAUCUUCGGUGUUUUCUAAAGUUGAAAGCGACGAUGAAAUAGAAAACGUUGAAAUGGAAGACGGCAACGAUGAGGCAGACAGAAAACUUGAAGGCGAAUAUGAAGAGUACGAAACGAAACCAAGGAAAUUCAAUGACCCGGAUGCAAACACGGUGGAAGGAUUGCCGAUCCGUACUGCGGAUGGUACUUUCCACAGACGGGUAAUUCAGAAGGAAAUGCCAAAAGAAGAGGAGGCUGGUGACGAGGAGUCUGAAGCUUCAUCAUCAGAAAGCGAGAGCAAGGAACAGGAACACAAAAAAGGCAAAGGAGACGAUGAAGAGUUGUUUGACGAAGAAAAUGACGAGUCUUACCAGGGCUUGACGCAGGAAGAGAAGAUCAUUAAAACGAAAGAAGACAUUGCUGAAAUGGCACAACUGUUGAUCGAGAACCCGGAGGAAAAUAUCCUACAGCUUUCAAGGUUGAGAAGAAUGUCGAACUCGAAAAACCCAUUCACUGCGAAGUUGGCAAUCCUAGCCAUGGUGCCAGUGUUCAAAAGCAUAUCGCCAUCCUACCACAUCAGACCGCUAAGUGAAAGUGAGAAGAAGGAAAAAGUGAGUAGAGAAGUUGCGAAACUUCGGUUGUUUGAACAGCAUUUGGUGAUAAAUUACAAGCACUACAUAGAUUUGUUAGCCCGAAAAGCAGCAAGAUUUUCGACCCAACCGAAGGUGACCUCAACAGAUGCCGAACUUGGAAUAAUCGCAACCAACGCCGCCUGUGAGUUAGCCACGUCGUUGAGAUUUUUCAACUAUAGAAAGGACUUGUUCAAGAUAAUAACGAGACGAGUGAUGAAAAAGCCACAAAAUGAGUUUGAACUAAAGGCUUAUAAGAAAUGUAUCAGUACCCUAGACUCUUUACUCAUCGAGGAUGCAUCUCAUGGUGAUAUCUCUUUAGAUUUGGUGAUUCUUUUGUCGAAAAGUAUGAGAAGAAGAGAUUAUAACGUCGAUGAGAGUGUGGUUAAUGUUUUCUUAUCUUUGACGGUUCUCAAUGACUAUUCCCCUGACUCAAAUGAACACGAUGAUCAACCAAAAUUGAAGAAGAAAGACAGGAUACAUUUAAGCAAAAAGGAAAGGAAACAAUUAAAGGAAAGGAAACUGAUUGAUGCAGAAAUGAGAACUGCUGAACAAGCUAUUACUGCUGAACAAAGAGAGAAGAACCAAGCCCAAAUCUUAAAAAUGCUACUGACUUUUUACCUAGAAAUCCUCAAAGCAAGACCUGCAAAGCUAAUGGCUGCUGUUCUAGAGAGUUUAUCCAAAUUUGGUUCUUUAGUCAAUGUUGAUUUGAUGGGAGAUUUCUUACAGGUCCUUAGAGAAGUCACGGAAGAGAUUUUGCAAAAUAAAGAUUUGAACAGCAGUGAAGUUAGACAGGUUUUGUUGUGCAUCAUAACGUCAUUCUCGUUAGUUGCAAACUUGCCAACAAAAAAGGUGGUAGUGGACUUGAACAAAUUUGUGGAUUACUUAUACUCGUUGAUUCCUAACCUAGCUCUCGACAUGAACGUUGAGUUUUCGCACAAGACCUUGAGGCUUGUCGAUCCUUUGGCCACAACUGAACUCAAUUUGAAACCUUCUGUUAAUAUUUCAACAAAAGCUGAGUUAUUGUUGAGGUGUCUGAACGCCAUCUUUUUCAAUAGCAAGAGUGGAUCUAGCAAAAGAGCUUUAGCCUUCACAAAAAGACUGUAUUUGGCUUCGUUACAUUUACCAGAAAAAUCUACAAUCGCUUUACUCAAAUUCAUGGAAAAACUUAUCGCUAGGUAUGAUGAAAUCAAAACUCUUUAUUCAACAGAAGAUAGGGUUCAAAAUGGUGUCUAUCAUCCUGAAGUUGAUGAGACUGAGAGAGCUAAUACCGAAGUUGCUGUUCUCUGGGAAAACGUUCUUUUGGACAAGCAUUACAGUAAUAGUGUUGCAAUGGGUGCAAGACAUUUGUUCAAAAAUGCUAAAUAA
Messenger RNA from Pichia membranifaciens NRRL Y-2026, 2052 nucleotides. RefSeq lists its product as hypothetical. Gene Ontology annotation, molecular function: chromatin binding. The transcript has a single exon. The record is from RefSeq and is a predicted model, not a curated record. Bases 1 to 2052 code for a protein of 683 amino acids. Gene Ontology annotation, cellular component: nucleolus. Gene Ontology annotation, biological process: DNA replication initiation. NCBI's taxonomy places the organism in Eukaryota, Fungi, Ascomycota, Pichiomycetes, Pichiales, Pichiaceae.